GAAACUUCCCUACUCCCCUACGUUUGUGAAACAAAAAACCACCCUGUCAAGUUACCUUGUUAUCUCCAAAUUCCUUCUAUACUUGCUAUAUAUUCAACUUUAAUACAACUCUUAAUCAUAAUAUUCAUUCAUCCACCCAACUUUUCAGCUUGCACAACAGAACUAAACCAUGGGAGAAUUAGAACUAGAAGAUAACAGCCUCAACAAAACCGAAUCACAACAGCCUCUGGACCCUGUCCCUGAAGAGCGUUCCCCUCUUCAGGAACAUGAAUCAGAUAUCGUUAACCAAGAGCCUGAUCAAUCGGUCACAUCUACAGUCGAUGAUCAGAAGGUUGCAGAUGAUCAUGCUGAAAAUAAGGAAACAGAAAACCAUCAUGAUAACAAAGAUACUAAGGGCUCAAGUGACAAAGAUACUGGCCUUGCAAAAAUUGUAGCAGAGAAAAGAUUGGCUUUAAUUAAAGCAUGGGAAGAUAGUGAAAAGACAAAGGCGGAAAACAGGGCAUACAAGAAGCAAUCUGCUGUUGGAUUAUGGGAGGAAAGCAAGAAAGCAUCAAUAGAGGCUCAACUCAAGAAAUUUGAGGAAAAUUUGGAAAGAAAGAAGGUUGAGUAUGUUCUAAAAAUGAAAAACGACAUAGCUGAAAUCCAUCAGUAUGCUGAAGAGAAAAGGGCAAUUGUCGAGGCUCAGAAAAGGGAAGAAUUUCUUGACCUAGAAGAGACAGCUGCAAAAUUUCGUAGCCGUGGAGUUGCACCAAAGAAAUUUUUAGGAUGCUUUAGCAGUUAAGUCAUUUUGAAGCAAAUAAAAAGACUGAGUUCUUGAUGGAUUGGUUACUUGGUGUUCAAUUAUGUAUACUUUUAAAGUGUGGUUUGAGCUGUUAAUGCAUUAUCUGUUCUUAUAUGUAUUGUUUGAGUUAUAUAACAAAGAAUUCCAUAUUUCACAAUUACACAAUCAACACACUAACUUAUAGUCUUAUAUUUCGAGCCAACCUAUGAACCAAAAUUCCAUCAUUUUAAGACAGGCACAACACAAAUUUACAUGCAAGUGUUUUGCCAAGAACAUUUGAAAUAACAUGCAAAUGUUUAAAUAUAAUCAAACAUCCAUACAAAAUGUUAAAUAAAAUCACAUCAUUCUGAAACAGAAAACAUACAAAAUCAUUAUUCAUUUCCAGAGGUAAGACGUAUGAAUGAGAACAUAUUCAAUACAUUCACUCUGCUCCAUUUUCUGCCCUUGGUUUAAACCAUGCGGCCUUGAAUUUGGAAAAACUACCAGAAGAGGGGCUCUGGCCACCUUUUCCCUUUUGCUAGAGAAUCUUGUUUAAGCCUGGAAGGAGUGCCCAGUAUUUACAAUGUGCUCUGAAGAAAUGUUUCUUCGACAAAUUGGAUAUGUCCAAAACAAGUGGAAGUAAAAUCUAAUACAAAAAAAAAAAAAAAAAAA
Lathyrus oleraceus (garden pea) is the source of this 1432-nucleotide messenger RNA. RefSeq names its product remorin. Bases 170 to 781 code for a protein of 203 amino acids. The transcript has 5 exons. NCBI's taxonomy places the organism in Eukaryota, Viridiplantae, Streptophyta, Magnoliopsida, Fabales, Fabaceae. The record is from RefSeq and is a predicted model, not a curated record.